This is a messenger RNA of Malurus melanocephalus (red-backed fairy wren), 1017 nucleotides long. It is a transcript of the gene ACBD7, whose product is annotated as acyl-CoA binding domain containing 7. The transcript is spliced from 4 exons. Gene Ontology annotation, biological process: fatty acid metabolic process. The record is from RefSeq and is a predicted model, not a curated record. Gene Ontology annotation, molecular function: fatty-acyl-CoA binding. NCBI's taxonomy places the organism in Eukaryota, Metazoa, Chordata, Aves, Passeriformes, Maluridae. Bases 220 to 1017 code for a protein of 265 amino acids.
CAGAAGUACCUAGUAGUGUGAUCAAACGAUGCUCAGGGAAUGAUGAGCAUAAAGGUAUCGAGGCAUGAAUAUAAAUCAUUUAUUCAUUGAUACAAUAGGGAUGGAUUUUUUUUUUUCUUCAAUGGUUACAUUUGUACGCUAGUUUAUCAAUUCAUUUAAUAUCCUUUUUAUUCUGUCUUAAAUAGACCAAAUGAAAAACCAGCAUUCACUGUGUAUUUUAUGUGUGUAGCCACUUGUGUGAGGUAUCCUUGGGAUGACCCACGUUUUUCAGAGCUGCAGCUGAAGGAUGCGAGGUCCCACAUUGGCGGGGCAGGGACAUGGGCUAGGCCUGAGACAGAGGGAACAAACAGUACCAAUAACUGUUCUGCUUGCUGUUCAAAUAUCUCAAAAAUACUUUUUUCAAACCAACGGCUUGGCACUCUUUCUGURCCGCUGCUCGCAGCCUGGUGGCCUAAUCCUCAGUGGAAUGGAAGCGAGCUCAGGCUUUCUGCGGAAACGGCUGUGGGCUUAAAGCUCCCUGCCCCCACCGCCCCUCGCCCGCUUUGUCGCCGCUCAGUUGUCGCGGCGGUCCCCAGGGGCGCAGCGGGAGCGGGUCCUUUAGUGCUUCCCGGCGCGGCUCCGCUGCGGCUGCCGAGCUCAGGUCACUGUGACAUCCCAGCGCCACCGCUCCGCGCCCCCGGAGCCGCCCGGCAGCAGCGCCGCGUCCCCGCCGCAGAAGGAACGAGGCCGUCCGGGCAUCCUCGCAGCAUCAUGACUCUGCAGGCUGAYUUUGAUGGUGCUGCAGAAGAUGUAAAAAAAUUAAAAACAAGACCAACUGAUGAAGARCUGAAGGAGCUAUAUGGACUCUACAAACAGGCUACUGUUGGAGACAUUAAUAUUGAAUGUCCAGGAAUGCUAGAUUUGAAAGGCAAAGCCAAAUGGGAGGCAUGGAACCUGAAAAAAGGUUUAUCAAAGGAGGAUGCCAUGAAUGCCUAUAUCUCUAAAGCAAAAGCAAUGGUAGAAAAAUAUGGGAUCUAG